AUGCACGUGGUAGUGAUUGGAGCGGGCGUCAUCGGGCUGUCCACCGCCCUCUGCAUCCAUGAGCGCUACCACUCGGUCCUGCGGUCUCUGGAUGUGAAGGUCUACGCAGAACGCUUCACCCCGCUCACCAACACUGAUGUGGCUGCCGGCCUCUGGCAGCCCUACCUCUCCGAGCCCAGCAACCCACAGGAGGCGCACUGGAACCAGCAGACCUUCAACUAUCUCCUGAGCCACAUCGGUUCUCCCAACACUGCAGACAUGGGCCUCGCCCCAGUCUCAGGCUACAACCUCUUCCGUGAAGCCGUUCCGGACCCUUACUGGAAGGAUGUAGUUCUGGGUUUUCGGCAGCUGACUCCGAGAGAGCUGGACAUGUUUCCCGAUUACAGCUAUGGCUGGUUCAACACAAGCCUGAUUCUGGAGGGAAGGAAGUAUCUGCAGUGGCUGACUGAAAGGUUAACUGAGAGAGGAGUGAAAUUCCUGCUAAGGAAGGUGGAGUCUUUUGAGGAGGUGGCAAGAGGAGGCGCUGAUGUGAUUAUCAACUGCACUGGGGUAUGGGCUGGGGCUUUGCAACCAGAUCCCCUGCUGCAGCCAGGCCGGGGGCAGAUCAUUAAGGUGGAUGCCCCAUGGAUGAAGCACUUCAUCAUCACCCAUGACCCAGAGAGAGGCAUCUAUAAGUCCCCGUACAUCAUCCCCGGGAUCCAGGCAGUGACUCUUGGAGGCAUCUUCCAGCUGGGGAACUGGAGUGAGACAAACAAUAUCCAGGACCACAACACCAUUUGGGAAGGCUGCUGCAGACUGGAGCCCACACUGAAGGAUGCAAAAAUUGUUAGUGAAUGCACUGGCUUCCGGCCCGUACGCCCCCAGGUUCGACUAGAAAGAGAACAGCUUCAUGUUGGAUCUUCAAACACAGAGGUCAUCCACAACUAUGGCCACGGAGGCUAUGGGCUCACCAUCCACUGGGGCUGUGCCCUGGAGGUGGCCAAGAUGUUUGGGAAAAUCCUGGAAGAAAGGAAUUUGCUCAGGAUGCCACCAUCCCACCUCUGA
Messenger RNA from Kogia breviceps (pygmy sperm whale), 1044 nucleotides. RefSeq names its product D-amino acid oxidase (gene DAO). Lineage: Eukaryota; Metazoa; Chordata; Mammalia; Artiodactyla; Physeteridae. The transcript is spliced from 10 exons. The record is from RefSeq and is a predicted model, not a curated record. Gene Ontology annotation, biological process: D-serine catabolic process; D-alanine catabolic process; L-proline catabolic process. Gene Ontology annotation, cellular component: cytoplasm. Bases 1 to 1044 code for a protein of 347 amino acids. Gene Ontology annotation, molecular function: D-amino-acid oxidase activity; FAD binding.